ACUUUUAUUGGUGUUAGCGAGUACACUAAUAGGCUAAUUAGCCAAAAGUGUGCAGUAACUUUUUUUUAGUUUAACAAGACUCGAAUAUAAACCAAGUGAGAAGUUAAGAGUGAUUGGUAUGGUCAGUUAACGUAUAAUGUCUGCUGGCACAAAAUAUCACGACACAUGCAAUUAACUUUUGGAUAAGCCAUCCAUUAAUAAAUAAUAAAUCUAGAUUUUUUUAACCAAUGUCCUGGCUUGAACCAGAAAAUUCGGCUGUAUUCUAAAUUUUCAAUGAAACUGGGAGUUGGUUAUUAUUAUUCUUAUUAUUAUAACUGCUACUAUAAUCAUCAUAACUGAUAGAGUUAUAAGAGAUACCUUUAAAAAUAAUUGUUUUAUUAUUUUUAUUUUAGUUACUUUAUGGUUCAUACUAUUGUAUGGAAUUCGCGUGAAAACCCAAAUUGCGGACGUGUAUACCAGUUAACAGUAGUGUUACGUAUUUAAUUAGUAACGUCAGUCGCAUAUAAUUGGGGUUGGUCACUGUGAAAAACAAAAAAGAUUAUUUAAGUCUCUAUAUGUGGACCGAAGCAGACGGCAAGAGUAAAGGUUUGCACGUAGAGGACAGCUCGAAGGGCAGAUUAAGCUUGCGGUAAACAGCAUGCCUGCCAAGGGGAAGCACCACCACUUGUCCCACCACCACCAUCAGCAGCAGCAGCAGCAGCAGCAGCAGCAACAGCAGCAACAGCAGCAGCAGCAACAGCAACAACAACAUCAGCAACAGCAGCAGCAACAACACCAACAACAGCAGCAGAAACAGCAGCCACCUCAACAGCAGCAACACCUUGUUAAUGUCAAUCAGUCUGGGAUAUCUGGUAAUCCCCAGGCUUACAACGCGGUUGUUGCCACGCCGAGGGCAUACGUUUCACAUGCCGGUUCAGAUUUUCAUGUACCCGGACAAAAUUACGGCGCCCAGCCAGGGGGGCAGGUGGGAGGUGGUGGUGGUAGUAUAGGAGUAUCAGGUGGUAGAGGACCACCUUCUAUUGGAAUUCAGUCUAUAGGUCAAUCGACCCAAGGAAUACAGUCGGGUAGUGGACCUAGUGGUGGUCAGCAACAGUCUAAUCAACCUCCCACAACCGGGGUCCAACAGCAACAAUCUCAGGGACAAGCUCCAACCACGACACCUCUUGGUCAUACACCCUCACCGCAAGAAAUGGGAAAACCAAUUCACCACCAGACCCAAGCAGCUUCUUUACAGCAGUCUUAUGUUUCAAAUCCAACCAGAGCGGUUCCACAGGGUUUCUAUUCUAUGGGACCAAGACCAGUGCAGCCAAGAAGUUCAAUUCACAGAAAUAGUCAAGGUGGUGGAGUAACUCACGUUGUAGGUAUGCAAAGUGCAUCAGGAGGUGCUGGACAGCCACCUGCAAUGUUUCAAGCACAUCAUACAAGUAUUAAUGUGCCUGGUGCACAAACUAUAUAUAUUCCGAGUCAGGUUCCUAAUAUGCAUCCUGGACAGCAUCAACAAAUGUAUUCCGUAGGCAAUCAAAUGGCUCAAAUUACAUUUCCCGGACAACACAGGCAUCCAACACACUCGGGUCAACAUUUCUUCAGUUAUCAGGGCCAUACACUGAUACAACCAAAUGUGUUUCCAUUCCCAACAGGACCCGCGACAACGCCUCUCACAUUUUGUUACCCUUCUCACCCGCCACCAAACGCUAUUAUAAAUUCGAAUAGAGCGAAUAAUACCACUAUUAGUGGCGCUCAACAUGUAGGCCCGCUGGCCGGUGCCCAAGCUACUACUGCUGUACCUCAAGGUACUCUUCAACAAACUACCCCACAGCCACAGGCGUUACCUCAAAUGGCAAUACCUCUAACUCAACCAGCUUACGCUGGACACAAUGCAACUACUGCUAACUCGUUGAGUAAUGCGUAUCAAAAGCCAAAGAGGUCGAAGGCUAUCUUGGAUAUUGUUAAUCCAGCUACCGGUGAAAAUAUAUCGGAGUUGAUUUAUAGAGAAGCCCUAAAUACUUCCAAUGAUGACGCUGGCGCUCGAGAGACUUCUAAAAAAACUCAGGGUUCAGUAAUCGCUGCCGAAUUUGCAUCGCGUGUUGCUCAAGCGGCCCACGAAGAUUCCUCAAAUAAUACGAGUAAUUCUGUAGCCACUAGUGCCCAAACGAAUAGCCAGCAAAGCUCUAAUCAAAGUAACGCAAAAUCACAGUCAAACCUCACUAAAGAUUCUGUUAGUAGUCAGUGCAAUAAAAAUUCUUCAGUGCCAACGCAGGUUAACGCGAAUACCGUAUCAACUGCACCACCUGAUUUAAUGCAUUCAACAGCUACUGCGGUAGUAGACUCGUCAGUUCCUAAGCUGGAAUCCAAACCGACUAUGGCUCAAGCGGUCGAUUCUAAAUCUCAUAAUGAGAUACAGCCGACAACACAAGUUGAAUCAACAUCUCCGACGUCUGGCUCUCCUAAAGUUGAGUACAAUGUUGGAGUAUCAGCUUCUCAUUCUGUGUCAGAGGUUGAAGCUAAAACUACAAGCAGCCCCGAGAGUUUGUCCCCGACAAAUGUUCCUUCAUUUUCACCUUCAACCGUUAAAAGUUCUUCGAGCUCGCCACCUCGACGAAAAAAUAACAAUUACUCUCAACAACAAUUUCAGUCAUCCCAAGCAAUCCCUUCGAGUACUGGCUCAGUACUUCAAAAUAACGCUCAUGUUACUGCCGAGGCUGGUAAAGAUUUAAAGGAGAAAAAAGUCUUCGAUAAACCAUUUGUACCUAAAGGAGUUUCGCAAACAUCUACACCACCUCAAUCUGACGUAACUCAGCAACAAAAGGCUAAUGGAGAGAGAAUUGAAGACAAACUUGACACUGAAGUUGGAGGCAAAUUGGAUCUUCCACAAAAAUCUGCAGACGGUAAUAAAACGAUGCAAAAACAAAAGAAUAAAAAUAAAUUUAAAGGUCGAGAUAUUAAUCGCAAGGGUGCGGAAAAAGAAGGCACGGAUAUGGAUGCUUUCGUGAACCCAUCGCUGCAGAGUAUGACUCCAGAAGUGGCUAAAUCCCAAGAGCUCCAGGAGUCAUCAUCGUCCCCGACGUCGAAUAGCGAACAGUCACCUGCCCGCAACAUUUUAACAGAGGAAAAAGAAGUCUGUGAAGUUAAAAUAGACGACUUAGAGCCCGAGACUCAAAUAAAACCACAGCCAGUGGAUAAAAUAAUAAAUUCAAGUGAAUGUGUAGUUAAAAAUAUUGACAGUAGUGAUGAUAAACUAAUAGUGACGACAAACAAAAAUACUCCAGACAAUGAAACAAUUAGUAAUGACGCGAUUAUUCAGGAUAGUAACAAGUGUGCGAGUAUGAUUGAUCAAAAGACGAAUGAUGUUGUUGACCAUUCUAAAAUUGUUAGUAAUGACACUGUUAGUAGUGAAGUGGAAGCUAUUGUUGCUCAGAAAAAUGAAGAAAAUGCCAAAGUAUCCACUUUGGCAAGUAAUAAUAGUUCUGUUAAUCCAGCUGCUGUUAUUGAUAGUAACAAACAAAGUGAAAAUGAAACUUCCAAUAAAAUUGGAGCUCCAGCGAAACCCGCUGUACCACAGUUACUACGGUAUCAAUACAGCCCUAAUCAAUGGAGUCCCAAAAAUACUUCUGGUAAAAAGGAGUAUGAUCGUGACUUUUUGAUGAAGUUACAGGAUGAUCCACGAAGUCGCAUUAAGCCUCCAAAUCUUCCAGAUUUGGAUGUUGUUCUUAAAGACUGUUCGAGACAAACAUCUCGUAAUACAUCGUUAGACAUGCGAAUGUUCAAAGACUCCAGAGCUCAUGAGCAAUUACUGCCUGGGUUCAUGAAAUCAUCGUACAAUCCUAAAUUACCUCUACCCUCGAAAAAGAGCUACCAAGGAAAGUCCAAGAUGAGCAAAUCAGGCCUAAUUCAUGUCACGUUGUCGCUUCGUGAAGACGUUAAAUUACGGGAGACUGAAAACGCGUGGAAGCCGGCUAGAUUGAAGAAGGAAGGAGAAACACUUACUGAAGACGACAAGAAGACGCAAGUUUUGUAUAAAAAAGUGAGAAGUGUUCUUAACAAGCUAACACCUCAGAAAUUCGAUACAUUAGUUAAUCAAGUACGCACAUUAGAAAUUGACUCGGAAGAUAAAUUACAGGGUGUUAUUGAUUUAGUAUUUGAGAAAGCGGUAGACGAGCCAAGCUUUUCAGUUGCCUAUGCUCUAAUGUGUAAAGAAUUAGCCUUGAUAAAAGUAGCGUCAAAUCAGAAAAAAUCUGCACAAGAAGCAGAUAACUUCGUUAAUUUCCGUAAAUUACUAUUGACACGUUGUCAAAUGGAAUUUGAGAAAAAUUCUGUUGAAGAGUCGGCGCGGUUGGUUAAAGUUAAAGAAAUUGACAAUUGUGUAGACGCUGAAAAGAAAAAAGAAUUGCAAACAAAUCUUGCAGAGAGUGACCGUCAGAUAAGAUUAAAAUCUGUUGGUAAUAUUAGAUUUAUCGGUGAACUUUACAAACAAGAUAUGUUGACCGCAAAUAUUAUGAGAAAGUGUAUUACUCAUUUAUUGGAUAAUAUUGAUGAAGACAAUUUAGAAUGUUUGUGCAAAUUAUUGACGACUAUUGGUAAAAUAUUUGAAGUUAAAAAUGAUUUAAAUAAUUACUUCCAAACACUUAACGAUCUUGCAUCAGGUCGUCAGACUGGUCGUAAAAUAAGUUCGCGUGUUAGGUUUAUGAUUCAAGACGUUAUUGACUUGAGACGUAGCAAUUGGAUACCGCGUAGAGACGACAGUAAUCCAAAGACUAUGGAUCAGAUUCAAAAAGAAGCUGAGUCAGAACGCAUCGAUAUUCAAUUGAAUAAUAUUUCGAUGAACACACCACGUGGCAAAGAUGAUCGUAACGACCGAAGAAGAAGAGGAGCAGGCUCAAGCCUUGAUGAAGGUGGCUGGAGUACACCGGUAGGCAGCAGCAAAGUUAGGCAGUCUUACUCGGUAGAAGCUUCUAAAUUAAACACCAAGAGUAUGCCAUUAAAUGAAAUUACUUUGGGCAGCAGACAUAACUACGUGUGGAAUUCUUCGUCUGCUACGUCAGGCAAACCUGUAACUCCAGUAACUCCUAACAAAUAUGCUAUUCUUGAGAGUAUGUCUCUUGAAGACAAACGGCCGCCUAUACCAUUGUCAGGAUCACGGUCGACAGGCCCAAGGGAGUAUAGAUCGGAAUACAAAGCUUGGGGUGAUGGCUCACGAGGAUCACGAAACGGAAGCAGUCAUCAAAUGGGCAGUAGUAGUAGUAUCUCAUCGUCUUCUAGAGAAAGUUCUUUAUUAAUGGAGGGUGCACGAAGUCAAAGUAUUUCUAUGCCAUCGUCAGCGAUGAAGAUGAAACCACCUACUUCUAUGGCUCCUCCGAUGUUAAAUACUGCGUCAAGUAGCAAUAGUAAUGUUAGUAGUAACAAAACUCCUAAAACGGAAACACAGUUACUUACAGCCAUUCAUUCACUGUUGAGUGAAUGUACAAAUAUAUCAAGCUUAGAUCUAUUCAUAAAGACUGCAAUGGAAACAAUUGACGACAGCUUUGACAGUUCUUCAUAUCCACUUUUUGUUAGUGAAACUAUUAACAAGGUGCUUGAACGAUCGACUGAAGUUCGCAGGCGAUUCUCAGUCUUACUCUCUAAAUUAAUUAAUGAAAACUAUGUUUCACUAUCAUUAUUCCAGUUGGAAUAUGAAAAAGUAUUAGAAAUUGCAGACGACCUAGUCAUUGAUAUUCCCAUGAUUUGGACAUACCUCACAGAAAUAUUAUCGGGAAUGGUGAUAUCUGGAGCACAUCCAUUUUCCGAAUUGAAGAAAACUUUAACAGUGCUAAAGAGUUCAGGAACGUGUAGCCUAGUAUUGGGUGGACUUUUGGCAACAUUAGCGAAAGAAAAAGGACCUAAAUGGGUUGUUGACAAUUGGGACCAAAGUGAACUCCAAUGGAGUGAUUUUGUGGAUCCAAAACGUGAAAAUCUUGACAAGAUGAUUCAGAGCCAUAACUUGCAAUUUAUGUCAAAAGGAAGCAGUGGCUCUUUUGACGAAAUGACGUCUGGAGAUAGCAAUAUGUCUUACGCAGAUGUUUGCGAUCAUCUUGUAAAACUAAUGAGGGAGAGUGACUUUGACAAUAUCACAAGUUGGAUCAAUCUCAAUGUUGGUCAACGAUUAAAAGAACCACAAUUUGUGAGAACUUUGACAACCGCUAUUCUCAUCGUUUCAGUUGAAAACAGUGCAAAUGGAUACAAACUUAACACUGCAGUGUUGAAAAGUUGGUUACCAAUAAUAAGACGGUAUGUUGACACAGAGCCUCAGCUUGAGCUCCAAUGCCUCUAUGCGAUACAAUCGCAUCUCCACAAGAUAGAUUUUCCACGGGGUAUCCUUAGUAAUAUUAUUGACGCAGUAUACAAUGAAGAUUUGAUAUCCGACGACGCAUUCUUAGCCUGGCAGCAAUGUACAGACCCAGCAGAAACGGCGCUAGGACACUCGAUAGCUGUGACGUCCCUUACGUCAUUUUUCGUAAACCUCCGGGAAAUACCCGACGAAUCGAGCGAAGAAGCGUGAGAUAUACCCUCGGAUAGCUAUAUACUAACUAUAACUAUAUUAUUAGUUGAAAUAAUCUUGCGUAUGAAGUGAAAAAUUUUAAUAUAAUUAAUAAAAAAAAUUAAAAAAUUCUUUUUUUUUUAUAUUACUAUAAUUCUCAUAAGAGAUAUUGUUUUGAUAUAUUCGAUAUUGAUAUAUUUAAAUUACGAUUUUAUUUCUUUUCUAAAUAAAUUAGUUAUUAUAUUAUUAUUUUAUUAUUACACUUAUAUAAUUAUUGUUUUUAAAAUUGUCACUGGAAUUGCUUCGGUAAUUUAUGCUCAUGUUUAUAAGAUAUUUGACUAAAGCAAUUAACUCUAUUUCAUAAUUGAAAUGUCUGUACUAAAAAGUAUAGGAGAAAUAACACGUGUAAACAAUAUAACGUGACUUUUGCUGCAUAAAACAAAAAUCCGCAAAUGAAUAAAUAAAAAAUAA
This is a messenger RNA of Cotesia glomerata, 6982 nucleotides long. RefSeq names its product eukaryotic translation initiation factor 4 gamma 3-like (gene Eif4g). Gene Ontology annotation, molecular function: translation initiation factor activity; protein binding; mRNA binding. The transcript is spliced from 19 exons. Lineage: Eukaryota; Metazoa; Arthropoda; Insecta; Hymenoptera; Braconidae. Gene Ontology annotation, cellular component: eukaryotic translation initiation factor 4F complex. The record is from RefSeq and is a predicted model, not a curated record. Bases 638 to 6532 code for a protein of 1964 amino acids.